Messenger RNA from Armigeres subalbatus, 5461 nucleotides. RefSeq names its product adipokinetic hormone/corazonin-related peptide receptor variant I-like. NCBI's taxonomy places the organism in Eukaryota, Metazoa, Arthropoda, Insecta, Diptera, Culicidae. The coding region runs from base 382 to 1677 and encodes 431 amino acids. Gene Ontology annotation, cellular component: plasma membrane. The record is from RefSeq and is a predicted model, not a curated record. Gene Ontology annotation, molecular function: vasopressin receptor activity; peptide binding; adipokinetic hormone receptor activity. The transcript is spliced from 10 exons. Gene Ontology annotation, biological process: cellular response to hormone stimulus; G protein-coupled receptor signaling pathway.
GCUCAUUUAUUUAUAAUCCAACCAUCAUCAAAACAACAUCGUGCUUCUAGGCUAUGAAUUAUAAGAGUAAAAGCAUCUAAAAAAUCCAUGUGAUGAAUCCAGUAAUAGUGAUAAGAGUGACUGUGAAUUGAAAUUAUCAAAUCAUGCAGUGCCCUAAUGCUCGCAGAUCAAAGUGGUGUGCAGUGAUGAAAAAUGUCUCAGCAUUGUAGCAUGCAAAUCACGAACGAGGAUAGAUACGUAACUGGAUAUUGACACUAUUCAAAUUGGCGAUAUUUGUAAGAAUAUAGCAAAAUACAGAAACUGAAAAUUAGGUAACGAGGAUAAUACACUUUUUUUGUAGUGAAGCAUUUUCACCUUAAAUCCGCACACAUUGAAGAAAGAAUGUCGUACCCUGUUCUUGAAACUAGAGACGACGUAUUGUCAAUUCUCAACCGUACUUAUGGUGAACACACAAAUCAAGAUCUAUACUCGUCACACUCCCUUUCGAGUCUUUCAAACGAAAAGGAUCUUUACGAUAACGUUACUUGGUAUGAUGCAAAUAGUAACCAUUCGGAUUCGCCUUUGCCUAUCGAUAUGCAAUUCAACGAUGGACACAAGCUACAGAUCAUCGUUUACAGUAUAUUGAUGGUCAUAUCCGCCAUAGGAAACAUAACAGUGCUGGCACUUCUUAUCAAACGGCGGCUCAAAUCACAUUCUCGAAUAGAUAUGAUGUUAACUCAUUUAGCCAUAGCGGAUCUAUUGGUAACAUUUUUAAUGAUGCCACUAGAGAUUGGGUGGGCGGCCACAGUCCAGUGGAGGGCAGGUGAUAUCAUGUGUCGUUUGAUGGCAUUUUUCCGCACGUUUGGAUUGCAUCUGUCAAGCUUCGUGCUGGUCUGCAUAUCUGUUGAUAGGUAUUAUGCUGUAUUGCAGCCACUAAAUCUAUCGAAAAAUAGAGGAAAAAUAAUGAUAUUUAUUGCAUGGACAAUGGCCGUUUUAUGCAGUGCACCACAGCCAUUCAUUUUUCACGUUGAAAUACAUCCAAACCACACAUGGUAUGAGCAAUGUGUGACGUACAAUACAUUCUCGAAUGACUACUACCAUACCGUCUACAAUAUUCUAGUGAUGAUGUUUAUGUAUGCACUGCCCUUGUUAACUAUCAUUUGUUCGUACGCAUCAAUCUAUAUGGAAAUCUUUAGACAUAGCAGAAUGCCGAACUCAGAAGGCUUUCGGCGAUCAAGCAUUGACGUUCUAGGGCGGGCCAAACGACGUACGUUGAAGAUGACCAUAACCAUAGUGAUGGCGUUUGUCAUUUGUUGGACACCGUAUUAUGUCAUGUCUAUAUGGUAUUGGCUAGACCAAAAGUCAGCAGAAAGUGUUGAUCAACGUGUACAAAAAGGAUUAUUUCUGUUUGCCUGCACGAAUAGUUGCAUGAAUCCAAUCGUAUAUGGCAUAUACAAUGUGAAGUUGAGGAAGAAGAAAAAAACACAUUCACGCAUUCAAAUGGUCAAGCUAGAGAUCAUUCACAGAAGAAAUAGCGGCAUCCAGAACAUGGAUGGUGUUAAGUCAGGCCAAACUUCCGUUAUACUAAGAAAUUCGGCAAAAUAUACGAGGCACUCAGAAUCCAUCCGAUCAUCAUCAGGUAAAAUCCGUUGCAGCGGAGAUCUUGAUAUAAAAUCAUGUUCAAUAAAACUAGUUUAAAGUCCUGACAUGAAAAGGCAAAGCAGUUUAUCAGUAAAGCGAAGCAUCUGUUGAGAAUAUGUUCACUUAUUGUAACUACAGAAUUAGUCCUAAACAGUAGCAACAUAACCAACAAUUAGAAAAUGUAUUCUAUACUGCCGUUAUCUGAGAAAGUGUCGUAUGUGUCAUUUUAUAAUAAUGGUGUAGCGAGUAGUACUCAUCGAAAACGUUAAUUUGGCGUACAUCUCGCUUUGGUUGAUAAGUUUCGUUGUGUUUCGUUGGUUACAGCACGAAAGCACAAAUAUAAACGCAGAAUAGAAGAUUUCAUCCCCGAAUGAGUUGCAAAGUGCUCAUUUGCUCAUUUUGCACUUGCUCAUUAGUAAGGAUUUUGUACAAAGAUUUUUAAAUGUAAUGUAGAAAUCUCACAUUCUAUUUUCUCAAACAAACAUUUUAUUCCCUCAUUUAAGCAACAAUGCAUCAACAUGACAGAAACGAUAGAUGACGUCUUCCAGCGUCUCUAAUUAUUCCAAAAACAAAAGUGACCUAAUAUUAACUAACUGAAUCUGCCACCUCUGUGAUAGUAUCAUUCCAAAAUAUCUUUAUCAAUUGAACAUUGGAAAAAUAUGCAGGAUUGCAAACAUUGCUCGCAAUUAAUUAUGGACGACGACUAACUAGAGACAUAAACCUCUCUCAAUCAUCACAAGCUAUGAGCACAAGUUCAUCGCAUCCUAAUAUAAGUUUAAAAAAAAAGAUAAUUGGAAAAGCAGCAGCUAUAAUGAAACAAAUUGCAUGGUUUUUUCACACAGUUGUAAUAAUGAAACCGGGUAAAAUGCACCAUGUCUCGACGUAGCUGUCUCGUUUAAGCCUUGUUUAAGACAAAAUGUGAACAGAUUGUAAUAAGAAUAAAAAUCCUGAUUAAUCCACCUAACGGUGUUGAUGCCCUUCCAUAUACAUAUACAUAUACAUAUACAUAUGAGUGAGUGUUUUUUGCGUGUUUUGGUAUAAUAAUAUUAUUUUGGGCAUAGCUUCUGAUCCUAUACACCGGUUCUUUUUUUAAACUGAUGGGUUUUAGUCGAUUGAGACCUUUAGCGUCAAUGAAACUAACCCAUGAAAAGAUUCACAAAAAAUCAAAGAAAGUUCAGGUGGUAUAUGAAAAACUGUGAAAGUUCAGGUAAAGCGAGAAGUUAAUGAAUACCACCAGUUUAAAAAUAUAUUGGGUGUGAUCCAAUCGGGCCAAUUUUUAAUAGCAAACAAUGAGACAGGAUUCCCCGGCCAAAGGAACUUGUUACAAGUAAUUCGGCCAAUGCAAAGUUCCAAAAAAAUUGAUCUACAAAAUUUUGUAAACAUACACACAUAAACACACAUACAUACACACAAAACUACAAUUACCUCAAUUCCACGAGCUGAGUCGAUUGGUACGGAUCUCCGAGCCUUUUAUCAAAAGUUUUGUUUUUCAGUGAUCAUAUUGCUCAUUUUAUAUUGAUCAUUUACGUAUACUUAGUAUACGAGAAAGGCAAAAAAUAAGAUGUAGUCAUUUCAAUUCUGCACAGUUUUCACUUCAAAUGACUUCAUUCCUUAUCGAUGCUUCGAUAUCUUGAAAAUGCUGUAGUAUUUGUUUCACCUUCGCACCCUUCCAGUGGUUCCCAAAAUUCGUUUUUGUUCCACUCCCUGUCGUGUGAAGAGUAAACAGAACACAGAAUAUAUCACUGAUACAUUUGAAAUUAUGUCACAAUCAUCUGAAUCAUUUUAAAAGUAGGGGAAGGUGGUCGGUUGUCGGUAUCCUUUUGUUUUUGGUCCAUAGCUUUCGUCCAAUUUAAUGACAUUUUUGUGAUUGGCAAUGUGUAGGAUAAUGUGUGAUAAUGACAAUGUGAUUUUUCGUUGAAUUAUUCAGGAUUUUUUGAUACAUGUGGCAAAGACUUUGGUGGUAAAUGGAAGUCACACGUUAGGACGUUAGGCAUAAGUACGUUUGGUAUAAUGGACGUUAGGCAUAAUGUACGUUAGGCAUAAUGGACGUUUGGCAUAAUUCUGCCUUCUUUAUGUCAUAGGCUGUUCUUUGGAUCAUUUUAUGCCUAACGUCCAUUAUGCCUAACGUCCAUUCUGCCUAACGUACAUUAUGCCUAACAUCCGUUAUGCCUAACGUACUUAUGCCAAACGGGGUAUGCCCAAGCUGCCCUCACUAUGUGGUAUGACAUGUUUCACUGUCUAUUUUGAAAUGUGUAGCAAUGUCGUCGACAUCUUGUGCUGAUUCCGCGCUAGCAUCAUGAAAAAAACUGCGCGCUAGUGUAGUUUUGUUUGCAAAAUUAUAUUAGCACCAUCGCGUUGUCAAGAUGCGCUUUUAAGUUGCAAUGUCGACACUGGAGGCCUAUUUCUGAAAAAGGGACAAGGGACUUAUUUUGGGUAGAUACAUACAUGUUAUUAAAGAUAUAAUAAUAACAUUAAUCAUCAGGGGAAACACCCCCAUAAAGAAGCGACGCAUUUACCAUUGCAUUAUUCCGAGCAAAUGCAUUCUUUUUAAAGAAGAAAUCACAUUCCCACUCACUCAUUCCGGAAAAACGCAUUAUUUUUGUAUAAAAGGAUUCUCAUCCACCAUUGCCUUAUACUUCUUAAGAAGGUAUUUACAGGACAGGAGUUUGAUUUCGAAGAUACAAAAAAACAUUUCAAGAAAAAUUAUUUAGCUCUUUUUUAAUGGAAUAUUUUCACUGUCAUAAGACGACUUUAGCACAAUUCCAUUUAAUUCCACCACCUCGUAUAACUUUACAUAUACUCAUUUCGACCUCAACUGUAAAGGUCGUCUUCAGUGUCUCGUACUUGACUCGACUUGUCGACUUAGUCGAGUCAAGUACGAGACACUGAAGACGGCUUUACAGCUGGAAUACGUAUAUGUAAAAGUAUUACGAGCUGGUGGAAUUAAAUGGAAUUGUGCUAAACUCGUCUUAUAAAGGUAAACAAUAUUCACCAAAACGCUUUCAAUCGGAAAUUGCCGUUUGCGAUUCUGCUUUUUAAAAAAAUACAGCCGUUGUUCGAUUAUUUUAGUUAAAAAAGCAUCUUGUAAAUAACUGUAUUCUGAUAUCUUUAUAACUGGAGGAUUAAGAAUAUCUUAUAUUACCAAAGGAUAUUGAGCUGAUAAUGUCCAAUAAGACACUCUUGAACGUAUCUUCAAACGCUGCUUUUUUUCGGGCGCAUACAGUCGAUUACAAAGAUGUGUUUGCAAGAGGUACUAUACUUUCGUGGAAUUGUUCUAUUCGGGGAAAUGUUACAUUCGGGGAAUUGGUUUUCGGAGAAUUGUCGUACAAUCCAAGAUUUGCACUCAAACUCAUAUUGACGAUUAUUAUUAUUAACGUUUGCCCUGAAGUACCUUCAGUAGAGAUUUUCAAAUACUCGCUGUUUUGCAAGCUGUUUGUCCGUCGAUUGUUCAUUAUUUGAAGGAAAUCGGAUCUUUAUCACUGUACGUACUGUAUGUAGGAAUUGAGGCAUGAGAACUUUCAUUUUAGCAUUCUUCGUGCUCCUCGUUAUUGAAUAAAUUGUUCUGCACAUAUCAAGAUCUCUGAGUAACGAAACUAUGUUUUAAGAAAUCAUGUUAAUGAAAGCAGAUGUUUCAAGUGUGGUUUUAGAUUAGUUGGACGGAUGGAUGCUGAUAUUGUUAAUUUUACGAAGAAAUGAUGGAUCGGGAAUUAUGUGAGAAUCACGAAAGGAAAGGCACAGGUUGUUUAUUAGGAGAUUUGUGAAAAACAAAUAAAAACCAAGUAUCAAGAAAUGUCACACAAAAUGUAUUCACAGUAAUUUCAAUAAAAUAAAUGAAGCUCAA